GCGUGCUGUACCUAUACUGGCCGGCGUCUCGCGAAAAGGAAUCUGUCUCCUCGAAGUCACUCCGUAGUGUGCCGACGCCAUCGCCAAAAGGACUCCGUAACCGACCAUGUUUACGCCCAUGUCAUUCGGCCUCUUGGCUUUUGCAAGCCUGCUCGUUCUGUGCAGAGGUCAGGUGUUCCCCGAUGGCUGCACGCUGCAGGACCAGUGCUACGAGUCAGCAGCCGCAGAGGCCCUCGAGCUUGUUGAGAAGCACGACCAGAUUAUCCCGCUCUGCGAAGCACUGAAGAAUGACACUGGGUUCCAGAACUGUGCGGUUGCGUACGGAAACGACAGCUGCGACACCAAUCCGUGGACGGGACCCGCGAAUGCCUUUGUGGAGAGCCUCUGCAGCGAGGACAACCUGCGUAUCUUCUCCGCGGCUCACUCGCCUCACGGCCAAUGCUUCCAUCUGAACUUCGCCGUCGAGUGCGCGGCCAAGGCUCUGGUCCAGUACGAGAGCAUCGGGAAAUUCCUGCGAUCGGAGCGCAACGAGAGCGUGUGCAGCACCGUUUCGACGGAGCUACGACGCUGCGCGGCAGGCGUCUACGAAGGCUGCACCCAGAAGGAAUCCAUACGGACAGCCCUCAAUGGCGUGAUGGGCGCCCUGCUUCACUCCGUUGGCUGCCAGGACAGCAAGGAUGCAGAGGGCCCUCACAGUGGUGACCAGCCUCCCACGCCACAGGCGCCGUCAUCCUCGGGCAGCAGCGACUGCGAGACCCGGAUGACGCACGUGACGGCUUGCCUGCGCGAAAUCCUCAGCCCCAAUACUGUCGCCAACGAGCUCCUCGAGAAAGUACGCACCCAACCCAUGGACUACGACGAGACCUUUUGCAGGACCUACGAGAAUGUAAUCGAGUGUAAGAAGAACAUCCUUAACAGUGACUGUUACACCAAGGCAGCCAGAAGUGCCCUGGAGCGGAACAUCAAGGCCUUCGACACGGCACGUAGCUGGCUGUGUGACGACGGACAGGCAAAACUGCGUGAAUUUGCUGGGGGAUUUCAUGGCGACGGCUGCAACCCCAACGAUGAUGCCAUCAGCGAGUGCUCUAACACAUUCGUGCACAACGUUUCCCAAUCCGGGUCCGCUCUGUCUCCUGGUGCAGCGAACAAGCUGUUCCAGAACCAGCUGGACUGCAUCCGUGGCGAAUUCCAGACUUGCAAGGCCGACGGCGCUUCCCUGACUGUAGUUGACGGCUACCUGCGAACGGCGCGAACGGCGUUCGUUACCGUCGCAGUCUCCGGUGCGACCAAAUCAGCCGCGAGUGGCUCUUGCUUGCUGCCUUUCGUUCUCUACUUUGCACAAGCAAUGGUCAAACGUGUGGUGUCCGGAUGUUCGUAAGGCGCACGGAGGGAGAUGCGCAGCAUUACAUGAAAGAAGGCAGAGAACUGGUCUUAGAAAAGCUGUGAUCUCAACUAGUUUUUUGUGCAUAGAAAAAUGGCGUGGGGCGCGGAACACGCAUUAUUCCAGAAACUGCGUCUUUUCUUGCAAAACAACCAUAGUGUGUCCUCCAAAAUUUAUUGCACUCGUGACUACCACAUGUUUGCACACAGCUUUGCAAAACACUUCAGCGAAAGAGGGUUGACCUUAAUCUAUCUAGUCGUUCGCUGUGGCAUUUGAUUGUAUUCUCGCAGAGUUUUACGUAGAAAAAAUGUUCUGUGAGUAAAAACGUUGCACUCAUAAAAAAAUGGGUCAUUGUAGCACGCACCACGCAAGUUCAGUUCAAAUCACUCUACAUACGCAAGGCAUGUGCAGGAAAAAAUAAGCAAAAGGGCAUCAAAUAAACCCAUGCAGCCCUGUGUAAUAUUGGUGCUGCACCGUGAGUUAGCGCAUUUGUUCUGUGACUUUUCUGUUACCCAACUAGUAAAGUUAUCUGGAACAGUGCGCUUUAGUUUGGUCUUCCUAAGUACAGAAGUGACUAAGUUUCAUAUAAAGCAGAAUCACACAGAUAAUAAAAAGUUUUCGCGAAUUUAGAGAAUAGGGAAAAUAAGCAUGGCCCGGCUAGUGGUUGAAUCUAACUGGAGUUGUAACCUGAUAAAGUGCUCGAACCUAGUGUUCGAACCCAAUUCCGAAAUAAUUAUCUUAGGACCUUAAUCAUUACGGGCAGUGCUCACAGAGUUGGAUACGCCGUUCUACUUAGUACUUGUUUUUUGGAGCACUUCUGUGCAUAGAAAAAAAACUUACCAUCUUAAAGUAACAAAGUAAAAAUCAGAAAACAGCCUUGGUCGGUCGACUUGUUAGUUGCAGAAAAAGUUCAUUUUUUUUACGUGACAGGUUACCUAACUCUUUUUAGACGCAAUUGAGUGCUGCAAUUGCAACAUGCAAACGCGCAGUGAGUCAAGUUUUUUUUCUUUUUGAUAUAUGGUUAGCUUUCUUCAAAGACCCGGAAAAAAGAACCACGCAAAAGAUAAGAAGGUGAAAAUAACUUCGUUAGGUGCUUCUAAGCAUGUUCUGCAACUUUUGUAAUAUGACCUAUGCUCUAAAUUAGACAUUUAUAAUUUUUCACAAUAAAAGGUUUUUAAUGACCUAACAAAUAUACUUCAAAUAUAGUCUGUUUUACUCAAAAGUACUAGGAACAAUAAACGGUGUCUCAUUCGUAUAAUAUGUACCAAUAUAUCUUUAAAAUCAGCUACAAUUACCUGAAACACCGUAGAUGAGCUAUAUGUUCAACCUAGGCAAUAUAUAUGUAGUUUGAUGAAGUUGUCCCACUUUCAACUUUCCGUUUCGCAAGCACACCUACGAUGUACGGGCUAAGACCAAAUAUAUGUAUAUAGUCAGAAGCCUUCCAAAUUUAGACUGGUUGUUGCCGUUGCGAAAAUUUAUAUGUUUAAGCACAUGAAAUGGAAUAUGUGAUUACAAAGACCACGUGUUUGUCACAUAAAAACCCUCGCUUAAAGUUUCCAUGUCACGCGGUACGUACGAGCCGAACAGGAUUUUUGUGAAACCUUAUGUGUAUUGUUUAUUUUAAUGUUUUUAUUUUGAUUCUGUGUGCGUACAAUAUCUUCAAACUUCACUGCGUGUUUGUAAAUUAUAGUCAGAUUCUGCUGGAAGCACGGAAGUCUAGUUCUGUGACUUUUCUGUAAAGCCCUUUUCUGAGCUUGGCAAAUAAAAUAUUGUGCCCUAUU
Molecule: messenger RNA, 3162 nt
Organism: Dermacentor silvarum
Lineage: Eukaryota; Metazoa; Arthropoda; Arachnida; Ixodida; Ixodidae
Exons: 9
Coding region: 107-1378 (423 amino acids)
Source: RefSeq, a predicted model, not a curated record